UCAUGCAAAAAAUGUAGGAUAACUACAUCGUUACAUAACUGCCAAACUUCCGAGAAUCAUGGCCCAGCUAAGUUGACACACAACGUUAAUCCUUACAGCCAGCGUAACUGGCCUCAUACCCCAGCCAGGUAAGUUGCAAGUGCCAUCCAAUAAGUAUAUCCUGAGGACGAUGGCUACGGUUUUAAAAGGCUGUCUGGAGCCCUUGUCCCCUCUGCUGAUGCAUUCUCAGGGACCCUCACCAACCGCCUCCUCCCCCACCAAUUUCAUCGGGUGCCCUCUGGACCAUGGCAGGUGGACAAACAGCACAGACCCAGCUGCUACCCUGAGGUUUAAAAUGCAAGUUCUGGACCCCAGCCCUAAUGCUUCCCCGAGGCCACUCACUUAACAUGCUUAUUGGUCCCACCACCCUUUGCUACACUUAAAGAGUCUGCCUCACAGGAGCCACUACCAAAGUUCAAGGAAGAAUUCUACCCCUUAGUUCUACAGAACUAGCUUACAAUGGGCAAUGCCCAAUCACUUGAUUGGGAAACUUGCGCCAGCCCUGUCCAGCCUGUCCUGCAGACUUCUGUUGAGGCAGGAUGCCGUUACUGCCUGUGGAGACUGCCAAACCUCCCGGGCCAAUGCAGAGGGGGGAGACUACAGGCACUGGCCAAUGGCAAGUGAGAGCUGCCUAUUAUUAGGCAAAAUGUCUCCCAAUAACUGAGGCAGGGAAUUGCUAAACUUGAUAUGUUAGCAAUUUUAGUCAAUGAGUGCUUGGGCCAGUGGAAGUGCCAUGGCCAAUGCGAAAUAGGAAUAGGAUGGUAAAUUUAGGGGCAACCAUGAAAAGUUUAUCAUACCCAUAGUUACUAGAGGGGUGGAUACGCAGGACUACAAGGGAGCACUCUUAACCAUUCCUUGCAUUCCUUACUGCCAGAGGUACGUAGUUAAUGUGCAAAAAAAUAGUGGGAUAGUAAAUUUUUUGUUGUAACUUAAAUAUAUAAGUAGACAAUCACAAGUGAGGAGUGAAAACAGCAUUUUGGUUUGUUCUAAAGCCCUUAACCCCUUGUUAGCUUACAGAGCUUUUGGGACUUAUAAUUUCUGCUGUAAAAAAGAUAUUUGAAUACAGAUAGUAGAUGGUGCCUGAUAAUUGGUAACCAAGUGCCCUACAGUUAGGCAUUUGAAAGAAAUUACCGUGUAGGUUCAGAUUCCGGACACACUCGUGGAGUUAAAGGAAUAAUGUGGGUAGGAGCCAGGCAUGUGUACAUAACACAUAGCAAUUACAGAUUUCCUUUGGGUAAAAUGGUAUGUAAAUGAGUCAAUGCUUGUAAAACCUAACACGUGGUAAUUGCCAGGUAAAUUUACUCAUCUUAGGCCAAACCCACUGCUGUGUAGUCGACUCCAACUCAUAGUGACCCUAUAGGACAAAGUAGAACUGCCCGAUAGAGUUUCCAAGAAGCACCUGACGGAUUCGAACUGCCGACCUUUUGGUUAGCAGUCCUAGCACUUAACCAGUAAGCCACCAGGGUUUCCCGUCUUAUGGCAGAUGGUCAGAUUGUUAAUGGUACCUGCAUGUUAUCCAUAUUUUCUGACUAACAGGUAGGAUGACUAUAAUUUAUCCUUCAAACCCUCAUUUGAAAAGGAAAAGGGAUAGAAUUAUGCCUUCACGACAGGCAUAAAUCCUGUUGUGGACCAAGGUGGGUGGUCACCCUGCGAACAGGUAAUUCUGCCAGAUUGUGUUGAGAUUGUCAACAUUCUUUCCAAACCGUGAGUAGCAUAUCAAAAAAAAAAAAAAAAAAAGCAUAUCAAGGGCCUGGUUAAAAAAACGGACUCAUCCAAUUUGCAUCAAUGUCACCACUGACUCGUGGUGACCCCAUGUGUCAGUAGAACUGUGCUCCAUUCGAUUUUCGAUGGCCGAUUUUUCAGAAGCAUAUCACCAGGCCUUUCUUCGUAGGCACAUUUGGGUGGGCUCCAAAUUUCCUGUUAGCAGCUGGGCAUGUUAACCCUUUGCACAAGAAAUUAGCUGUAAGAAAAAUUUAGUAAUGUGUCAAACUACCAGGACUAACAGGAAUACAAGCUGAAGAAAAUAAUUGAAUAUGGGAAGGCGUGCUACUAGUGGACUGACUGGAAGUCAGGAGACUCGAAUUCUGGUUCCGGCACUGCCACUAACUGGAUUUGGGGAGUCUUUCUUAGCUUCAACUUCCAGCUCUGUAAAAUGAGAGUUGGAAGUAGAUGCCGUCUGUACACUGAUGCAUACUGAACACAAACUUUUCAAGGGAACUGAGCUGAGGAGAGUGGAAGAGAACACCAUCUUGCUCGUCUUAAAGGAAAACUUGAAAAGCUGGGCCCAGUUACACUUAAAUUUCCCACAUUUAUUAGUUCCCUCCCUUCCCCCACAUCUCCCACUCCUCGCGCAUAGUUGGUCUCCUGGUCACCGCUAACCUAAAGGUCCCCGACUGGUCAACCCAGAGGGGAUGAGAACAAUACCGUUUGUGUUGCUGGGGCCUCAACAGUGGCAUCACGUAACAAUGCGCGCAGGUUCAGAGGGAACCCCCACCAGGGCCCUCAUUCCCACCAGAAAUACUUUCCCGGGUUGCGGUAGUUGGGAUGGCGCACUUGUGCGCGUGUCCUCUGCGGCUGGAAAAGGGCUUUAUUUUGGAUGGGGUGGCCGUGAGCAGCAUGGCUCGAAUCUAUGAGCGCACGAGGCCCAAACUCUGGUCUGCAAUCCCGCCUUACAACGCGCAGCAGGACUACCACGCCCGCCGCUACUUCCAGAGCCACGUGGUUCCGCCCGUUUUGCGGAGAACUGAACAGGAUCAUGGUGGUACAGGAAGGGACGGCUGGAUAGUAGAUUACUUCCAUAUCUUUGGGCCAGGACAGAGAUACCUCAACAGGAGAAACUGGGCAGGGGCAGGGCAUUCCUUCCAGCAGGUGACUGGGCAUGACCACUACAAUGCAGAUCUGAAAAUGUUCAAGGGAUUCAAUGGUCAGUUUGGCUACCGACGGAACACCCCAGCCCUUCGCCAGCGCACAUCCGUCUUUGGAGAGGUCACCCAAUUCCCUCUCUUCUAACAACAUCUCUUCUCUUCACAGCCCUCAACUUGAAUUUCUAAGACAGAUGUUUAGAUAAGCUCCAAACGUUAUUUUAUAUUAAAAAAAAAUGUUAUUCCUGCCUCCAAGUGUGCAGUUUCUUCCUUGAGGUUGGGGUGGGGACUAAAUUAGUUCCAACAUCCUCAGCUUCUGUACUCCAUGGAGAUGAGAUGAGAGCAGAGAUGGCUUCUCAGGCCUACACCCUUACACUGCAUGACAGGCUUGAAAGGAGAUGCCUCAGUUCUCUCCCGCCUUGUGAUAAGAAGAAACAAUACUACUUAAAUCCAUUGCCCUUGAGUAGAUUCUGACUCAUAGUGACCCUAUGGGACAAAGUAGAACUGUCCCACAGGGUUUCCAAGGAGCAGCUGGUGGAUUCAAACUCCUGACCUUUUGGUUGGCAGCCAAUCUCUUAACCACUGUGCCACCAGGGUUCCCAAGACUGCUUAGCCCUCAACAAAGCACUUCCCAGUUUUCAGCAGGGCCCCAGGUUGGAAACUGGCUACUGUUUCCACCAAGAAUAGAAUAGGCAGCACAACUGCAGGGAUUGGUGUUGGCUGCCCUAAGAAGGAUUUCCUGAUUUUCCCGAUAGGGUAUUCCCACCAAAAAUAACUGACAUCUUCCUUUUCCUUUCCACCCUCAACUCAUUAGAAGGCAGGGGAUGAACAAGAUGAAAUCUAGGGGUGCUUUUUAGCCUAAGGAUUCUGACACAGUGAUACUGUGCUUGUGGGUAGCUGGGGACUGUGGAGUAAAAUCUCUCUGCUAUGGUAGUUUCCUUUUCAGCUAGUUUCCAGGCUGUCACUUUCCAGGAUGUCCCUUUUCAAGCACCCCCACCCAGUUUAUUGGUGGCCAGGAGAAAAGCCAAAGCAGAUGAUGGAUACAAAAGAAGGUGGAGCUUUAGAACACAAGCUUGCCAGAGUCCCAGUGUGGGUGGAACCUGAUUGUUUUGAGUCACCAUAAAUAGACAAGGAGGAGACCUCUAGAAGGACCUGGGGGUAUAGCUCAGGGGUAGAGCAUUUGACUGCAGAUCAAGAGGUCCCUGGUUCAAAUCCGGGUGCCCCCUUCCGAGUACCUUUUUCCCUGACGUCCUCCAGAGAACAAGGAACUUUCAACUUAUUCGUGUCCUGAAAUACUAGUUUUUCCCACAUUCCAAAUGACAGCUUAGGACAGGCCCCGUAGAUUGCCCAUCCCCCACUCCACCACACCCAGGACUUCAAUUAAGACAAAGUCCCUGAGGCGAUUCUAAAUUUAAGAUUAGAUUUGAGGGUUGUGAACAUAAUUUGGCCAUCUCUCCUGUCCCUGUAAAAUUAGAGAUGUUCAUUCAACACAUAUUUAUGAGAGCUUAGGGUUCUGGGUAGUAGAUACAAGAUGUAUUGAACCAAAAAUUAAAGAGUAUCCCUGUCCUCUGGGAGUUUUCAGUCUAGUCCAAAAAACCAAACCCACUACCUUAGGGUCAAUUCUGACUCAUAGUUUCCAAAGAGUGGCUGGUGGAUUCAAACUGCUGACCUUUUGGUUAGCAGUUGAGUGCUUAACCACUGCACCACUAGGGCUCCUUUCAGUAGGAGUUGACGUAUUCUCAGGUGGCUGUAAGAGAAACUCAACAAGAGCAUUUGAACCCACCAGCAGCUCUGCAAGAGAAAGACCUGGAGAUCUGCUCCAAACCCAUGGGGCAGUUCUGCUUUGUCAUGUGGGGUCACUAUGAGUUGAAGUCAACUCUGUGGUGCCUAACAACAACAACUACUCAAAAAUAAGAGUUGCCCAAUCUUCCGUGGAAACCCUGGUGGUGCAGUGGUUAAGUGCUACGGGUCCUAACCAAAGGGUUGGCAGUUUCAUCCAUCAGGUGAUCCUUGGAAACUCUAUGGGGCAGUUCUACCCUAUCCAAUAGGUCGCUAUGAGUCGGAAUCAACUCAACGGCGAUAGGUUUGGUUUUGGUUUUCAAAUAUUUUCCACCACAAAACUAUGGCACCACUGACUUUUGGAACCAUUUCCUUCCUUCUAAUCUCUGGUGUCAAUCAGGAUGGAGCCCUGGAGGAGAAGUUACUAUGGGUAUUAAUAACAUUGUAGAUAGAAUUGUUAUAAUUUAUUGAGCACUUACUGUCUGCCAGGCACUAUGUGCAAAACAGUAUUGAAUCUAAAUCCCACAACAACCCUGGACACUAGGUUGUAUUAUGCUUAUUUUAGAGAUGAGAAAAAGUCCUCAGAGAGGUUAUAAACCUAACUUAUACAUGAUAGAAUGGGAACUCAAACUCAAAUCAAAGCCAUUGCCUUUUCAAGUACACAGUUCUCUUUAUUAUUGUACUAUUAUUAAUACUAUAUUAAUGAUUACUACUAUUUCUAAGACGUUAUGCCCCAAGGAAACACCGUGGUCAACUUUUGACUCCAAAACACAGGGCCUUUAAGGAUGCAUGCAUGCGCAUCCAUUCAUUAUUUAACAACACUUCAUUGAGCAACUACUACGUGCCAGAAACUGUACUAUGUGCAUAAGGGACACAAAGUGAACAAAGGUCUCUACCCUUAUGGAACGCACAGGGAUACAAACAAGUGAACAGGCAUAUGGUGUGAGAAGACCUAAGAGAACCUAAGAGACAGGAUAAAGAAAAACAAAAGUAUCCCCUGAGAAGGGUACAGAAAAGUAAAAUCAGGAGAAUGGUAGGGAGAAGUCAAGGAAAAAGUGCUUCAAUAAGAAGGGAGUGGUCAUCAAUAUCAAAGGCUAAGGGGUGUCAAGAUGCAGAUGAAAUAUGUCCUUUUGGAUUUAAAUACAAGGGAUUAGUGAAGACCAUGAGGAGAAUCAAUGAGGUUAAAUGGAAGAUGAAGCAGAAGCAGGCCCUGAAUGGAGAUAAUUUCGCUUGGCUUGGUUAAGUUUGAUUAAGAAGGAGAGGAUAGGGCAGCAGCUGGGGGGAAGAAAUAAGUAUUUUUUUAAGGAUAAAUUGAGCACGUUUAAAAUGCUGAGGACAAAGAACCAAUAUGGAGGGAGACUGAAGAUAUAGGAGGGAGGAAUCAAGCAAUAGGGAGGUCUCCCAGAAUGGGAGGGAUGGGAUCUAGAGCACAGAUGAGCAUUCGGGCCUUAGGAGACACGCCUCUUCCACUGUAACUGAAAGGAAAGAAAAUGGGGACAUUGGCAGAUUCUGCGGGUUUGGUGAACGCAGGCUGAUGGAAGUUCGGCCUGAUGGCUUCUAUUUAUUUUUGUAAAGUAGGCCUGAAGUAAGGGGUUGACCGUGGGUCGAGGUUUAAAUAGAGCGCUGGCUUGAAAAGCCGCUUUGGAGAACUGGGGUGUGUGAAUGUUGCGGAUUAUAGUGGGGAGGUGGCCUGGGCUGGUGCACACCGGAGUCUAGCCAGGGAGAUACUGAGUUGAGCUUCGAGAAGGAGGCCAUGGUGCACUGUCAUGGCAACAGAACCGGGGGAGAGGCCCAUCGCUUCUGUAACUGAACAGAGCUGUGGCAUUUAAACUGACAGUCCAGGAGAACAGCUGCAGUACAGAUCCGAAGUGGCCAA
This is a messenger RNA of Loxodonta africana (African savanna elephant), 6555 nucleotides long. It is a transcript of the gene SPMAP1, whose product is annotated as sperm microtubule associated protein 1. The transcript has 3 exons. The record is from RefSeq and is a predicted model, not a curated record. Bases 2584 to 3048 code for a protein of 154 amino acids. Lineage: Eukaryota; Metazoa; Chordata; Mammalia; Proboscidea; Elephantidae.